Hippopotamus amphibius kiboko is the source of this 552-nucleotide messenger RNA. RefSeq names its product keratin-associated protein 13-1-like. The record is from RefSeq and is a predicted model, not a curated record. The transcript has a single exon. Lineage: Eukaryota; Metazoa; Chordata; Mammalia; Artiodactyla; Hippopotamidae. The coding region runs from base 52 to 552 and encodes 166 amino acids.
AACUCAGAAUCUUCUCCCAGUAGCUCAGCUGAACUCACACCUCCUGUCAACAUGUCCUACAACUGCUGCUCUGGAAACUUCUCCUCCUGCUCCCUUGGGAGCCAUCUGCGCUGUCCAGGCUCCUUCUACCCCAGCAACCUGGUCUAUAGCACUGACCUCUGCUCUCCCAGCUCCUGUCAGCUGGGAUCCUCUCUCUACAGUCAGGAGACCUGCUGUGAGCCUGUCAAGUGCCAGACAUCUCGUGUGGUGUCCAGUCCCUGCCAGACAUCCUGCUACCGCCCUAGGACCUCGACACUCUGCAGUCCCUGUUGGACAACUUACCCUGGGUCUCUGGGCUUUAGGUCCAGUAGCUGCCGCUCCCUGAGCUCUGGAUCCAGAAGCUGCUACUCACUGGGCUGUGGAUCUCGUGACUUCAGACCCCCGCGUUAUGGAGUCUCUUCUCUGAGCUGUGGAUCCGGAUUCUGUCGUCCAGCCUACUUUGCCUCCAGUGGAUGCCUGUCAUCGUGUUACAGACCAACAUGUGGAUCCGGUUUCUAUCAUUCAACUUGUUAA